Messenger RNA from Triplophysa rosa, 8340 nucleotides. It is a transcript of the gene wnk2, whose product is annotated as WNK lysine deficient protein kinase 2. NCBI's taxonomy places the organism in Eukaryota, Metazoa, Chordata, Actinopteri, Cypriniformes, Nemacheilidae. The record is from RefSeq and is a predicted model, not a curated record. Gene Ontology annotation, molecular function: potassium channel inhibitor activity; protein serine/threonine kinase activity; chloride channel inhibitor activity. Gene Ontology annotation, cellular component: cytosol; cytoplasm. The transcript is spliced from 26 exons. The coding region runs from base 896 to 6793 and encodes 1965 amino acids. Gene Ontology annotation, biological process: positive regulation of sodium ion transmembrane transporter activity; protein phosphorylation; intracellular signal transduction.
GUUCCGUCCUUCAACCGAGCUUUCGGUCACGUCACGUAAGGGCUUGGGCGGACCCGGCGGUCCAUGGGGCCCGUGACGACCUGCGCAAAGGAAGAUAAGGGUGCCGCCUAAAAACAGCUUUUAUUGGACACACAUCGUUGCUAGGCGCUGCAUGAUGUUCGCUUUACAAGUGCACGAAACUCAGUGUGAAAGCCUGCGCAACUGUCACAUAAGGAGCGCGGAACCUUUGGGGAGGAGGUGUAUUAUCCGAGAGGAGGAAAGCGAUGCCGCAGUGAGCAAAUAAUCUGAUCAACGCUUCGGCGCAGGAUUUUAUGUCGUUUACAGACGUUGACAUGUAUUGACCGAGGGUUUAUAAACCGACACGCGGCUUUCUGGUGAAAGUGGAGGUUUUAUGAGAGGUAACGCAUUAUUUCAUUUAAAAUUCAGUGCGGGCCAUCCUGAGCGAUUUUAGCAGGAGACAGCUGCGCACUUCGCACUUUUAUGACGGAUUAGACAGCAUGACAACCUUUGUCAGCUCCCCAACAUGGUGAGUUAGAAAGAAAUGUUGACAACGACUUGACUCUGGACACAUCAUAUUUAUUACACAGCUAAUGAAGUGCAUUUGACGAAUGGAUUUGUGAUGGUAAUGUACAAUGCGCUGGAGUUUAAGCAGCUUGCCUCGUGCUUGAAAUUGGAGAUGCUCUUGCGCAUUUCGUACUUCUAGUUUUUUUCUUUGGACUAACCUUUAUACGAAUGGCAUCAGAAUUGCCUUUAGCUAUUAUAUGUUAAAGAGUUUUGCUGUCAUUAAAUGAUGCCAAACUGCGUCAGUACAAACUGGCGUUGCAGGUGCGUCGAUUCAAGGAGGACCAUGGACACGGCUGAAUGUCACGGAUAAGUGUCCUGAAAUUCACGGAUCAUGGAAAACCUGACUGGAUCAGGUUCUGAACAGCAGCCUCCGGGCCUCCCCUCCAAAAAGACAGCGAUUUAUGAAAAUGGUCACGAACAUUCCACUCAAGUGGACCCCGCAGCUACAGCACACCGAGGGGCCAGCGAUCCUACCGCAUACCCCCUAUCGGAUUACCGGGGUCUGGUUCGGCAGAGGUUUAUACGCAGAAGUUUGUGGUUCUCCGAGUCGGAGGAUCAAGAACUCGACGCUUCGGAGUGCGACAGCAGCAGCAGUCCGAUCAAAAACGCGCAUCCGCGGAGCCCACGUAUCCAAAGGAGCGCGAACGCGGAGAGUCAAGUCGAACAAAGGCAAGAUGUAAACGAGAACUUCUGCAGAGAGCCAGAGGCCAGCGAGGCACAGCAAAAGCAAGAUGCUGAACUGGACAGGAGUGUGGGGAAGGCUGGAAGCGACGAGAACGACAAUGAAGAGGAUGCCGGGAUGAAGGCGGUAUCCACCUCUCCAGGUGGACGCUUUCUGAAGUUUGAUAUAGAGCUGGGCAGAGGGUCCUUCAAAACGGUCUAUAAGGGUCUUGACACCGAGACUUGGGUGGAGGUGGCCUGGUGUGAACUUCAGGAUCGAAAGCUGUCCAAAGCAGAGCGUCAGAGGUUUAAAGAGGAGGCGGAGAUGCUGAAGGGCCUCCAGCAUCCGAACAUCGUGCGCUUCUACGACUUCUGGGAAUCUCCUCUUAAAGGAAAGAAGUGCAUCGUUUUAGUCACCGAACUGAUGACGUCUGGAACAUUAAAGACCUAUCUGAAGCGCUUCAAGGUAAUGAAGCCAAAGGUUUUGCGGAGCUGGUGCAGACAGAUUUUGAAAGGUCUUCACUUCCUCCAUACGAGGACCCCUCCCAUCAUCCACCGGGACCUGAAGUGCGACAACAUCUUCAUCACUGGCCCUACAGGCUCAGUCAAGAUUGGAGAUCUCGGCCUGGCAACACUGAAGAGAACUUCCUUUGCCAAGAGUGUUAUAGGAACUCCAGAGUUUAUGGCCCCUGAGAUGUAUGAAGAACAUUACGACGAAGCCGUGGAUGUGUAUGCGUUCGGCAUGUGUAUGUUGGAAAUGGCAACAUCUGAGUAUCCGUAUUCAGAAUGCCAGAACGCCGCACAAAUCUACCGCAAAGUCACCAGCGGAGUAAAGCCAGCUAGUUUCACCAAGGUUAGCGUGCCAGAAAUCAAAGAAAUCAUUGGAGAGUGUAUACGCCAUCGAUGGGAGGAAAGAUACUCCAUCAAGGAUUUACUGAACCAUGCGUUCUUCGCAGAAGACACGGGUGUGCGAGUAGAGCUGGCUGAAGAGGACGAUGGCAAGAAGUCUCCCAUUGCUCUGAGGCUUUGGGUUGAAGACGCCAAGAAACUCAAGGGGAAGUAUAAAGACAGCGGUGCUAUCGAAUUCACCUUUGACCUGGAAACAGAAGUCUCGGAAACAGUUGCCCAGGAGAUGGUAGAUUCUGGCUUCUUUUUGGAGAGCGAUGUGAAGAUUGUCAGCAAGUCUAUCCGGGACCGUGUGGCUCUCAUAAAAUGGAGACGGCAGAGAAUCGUCUCGGGCAGCGAUGGACAAACGGACAAGAGCGCAACCAAAACAGAGAAGCAGAAUCUCCUUCAGGUGCCCUCCACACCAGCGGGCGGACCGGAAAUAGAGGAGCUGCAGAGUGAACCCAUCAGUCUGGUCUGCAGGGGCCCGGCCAGUGCGACUACAGCUACACCGGACAGCAGUGCAGGCUCAACGAUGGUAACAGGCCAAGAUAAUACUUCCCAGCAGUCUCUUUCCGAGCCUAUCUCCACCGCCCAAAGGAUCGUAAGCCCUCCAACACAGCUCCUGGCCCAACAGCCAUCUGCUGCACACCAACAACAACCUGUUGUACAAAUGCACCAAGGGCUCCCGCAACAAACCAUAGGCCAGCUACUCCAAGGGACCCAACAACAGCCAAGCCCCCACCAGCUCCAGGGAAUCCAGCAACAUCCCGGUGCUCCCUUGCAGCAAAUGGCACAAGCACACAUGCCCGGUUUAAUGCCUCAAGGACCCCAUCAGCUACAGCAAACUUCAGUACACCUGCACCAAACCUCCUACCAGCAGACACCUCCUUCUGCACAAAUGGUUUCAUCUAAGACGGUCUCCGCUCCAGCGACUCCUGUGCCACAAGCUCGCCUGAAUCAACAGAGCGUUCCUGCUGCCAACCUCGUAACACAGCAAAACCAGACCGCCGUACCACUAACACAGGAGUUUCAUCUCUAUUUCCAUCCCGAAGCUUUCCCACCUCAGACUUUUCAGCCCCUCGUGCCGGCACAUUCAGACGCUUCAUCUAUUCCACAGCAUCUUUUACAAUCUGCGUCUUCGGUCCUCAGUGUAAGCACUCUGCCUCCACAGCCACGGCUGAAUGUUCAGACGGCUGCGCUUCUCCAGCCCCUGCAGAUCACCACACAGUUUCCUUCGACCUAUACUCUUUUGCCAGAAGGGGGCGCACCGGCAGGGACAGAGCCAGUCUCUUUCUCCUCAGCCUCUUAUUCUUCUCCCUACCCUACAUAUGCUCCUCCCGUCUCCCCUUACUAUUCACUGAGCCCCAUCACAGCUCAUCUUCCAGUGGUACCCAUGCACAACGUACCCUGCGUGCUAGGAGCGGGUACACCCGUGUCCACCCCUCUGAAUGUGCCCGCCUCUGUACCUCUGCUUGCUAUGGCCCUGUCCCCACCCACAGUUCCCCCCGAGCAAAUGUACUCCCCCAUCCCACCACAAGAAGGCGCUCUUUUCCUAACCCAGCCCUCCUUGUCCCUCCCUCAGCAAGACCCAUCAAUUCCUGAAUUCCCUGUGGCUGUGGUUGAGGAGUACGGUCACCACGAGCAUCCCCAGGUUCUGGCCUCAGCGCACAUGAUUCUGUCUCGGAUUCAGUCUCCUCCACAGGACGGGCAGUUAGAGGUGAGGUUUACCACCAUCCAAACUGAGACCAUGGAGCCCCCUGUUGGCAUACAGAUGGGAUGUGCUGUUCCUGAGAUCACCGGCAUGCCCGCUACCACUCAACAAAUAUCUGACGCUGCAUCAGUCCCUGUUCCCCCUGCACUAGCACCCAUCCAAAUUCAAGCCAACGCUGAGGCACCUGUAUCAAUUCCACUUCAUAGUUAUGUAAUAGACAGCUUAAAUCAAGAUGCAGGGUCUGGUAAAGAGAUGAGUGACACCUACGAAGGGCCUGGCGGUGGAGCAAAGGGUGACGGCAAACCCAGAAAACACCACCGCAAAUCUACUCGCACACGCUCGCGCCAAGAAAAAAUAAACAAGCCGAAGCUAAACAUGCUAAAUGUUAGUAAUACGGGCGACAAAAUGGUUGAAUGCCAACUGGAGACUCACAAUCAUAAAAUGGUGACCUUCAAAUUUGAUCUAGAUGGGGACGCACCUGAAGAAAUAGCCACUUAUAUGGUGGAGAAUGGUUUCAUUCUACCAAUAGAAAAGGAGAUAUUUAUAGACCAGCUGAAAGACAUCGUGGACAAGGCAGAGGACAUUUUGAGCGAGGAAAUGGAUGGGGAGAAGACAUCUGAACUUGGGAAAAGUCAUUUGCAAGGACAAACCCCUGGAGAUACAGGAGGAGAGGGAAUGAUGAGACAGCAACCCGGAGCUCCUCAGCCAGUUUAUCAACAAAAUGUUUUGCACACAGGUAAGAGAUGGUUCAUCAUCUGUCCUGUGGAAGAGGCACCUGCUGUCAGUCAUGAGGCAUCCUCAGACGGGGGCCCGUCCACACAAUCUACAAUAACGGAUGGAACGGCCACUGCUCAGCAGGGCGAGAGCGCCUCAGCCCAGCGGCCAGAACCCAGCACAGGAUCUGCUUCGGCAUCCAUGGAUUCAGAAGCCUGUGCCACAGCGCCCCCAUCUGGAGGAAGUGAUCCUUAUGGGGUUUGGAGCCCUCUGUCUAUGACCACUACAGACCCUCUUUCCUUAGCUCCCCUCUCCCAAACUCCCCCUGUCCCCCAAGCGCCCGCAAUGCCAGUGCAGACCGCUACCUAUUCAGAGGAGGGGCCAAAUAUAGGCUCCGCCCACCUCAGUGCCCAACGCUCCCAACGGUGCCUGGAUCCCCACAGCUCUCUUUUUGUGGACGACACCCAGAGUGCCAGAUUAAGCUCCGUGUCCCCCAUGCACACCGCUCAGCAGAUGGCCGAGGUUGCAUGUGCCGUCUCCAUGGUGGAGGAAGUACCCUGCUGCCCCCUGGUCAUGCCACUGUCCCUCGAAGUGAACAGCGGGGCACAGCGGUCGUCUUCUGCGAUACCCCCUCCACCAUCGCAGGACGCCACAUCUGCUCGCGAACACCUCCACUCCAUCACGUCGAGUCGAAUCGAGCGUGCCCCGCAGCCUGUGGUGCUGCAGCAGCCCGUGCCCGCUGUGGCCGGUGCCAAGGCACCUUCCCUGCCCCAAAGCCCCGCCCCUUCACAGCAUCACUUUAUCCCUGGGGAAUCGGACGGAGAGGGGCGUGGCAGAGGAGGGUUUGUUGACAGCACCAUCAAGACAUUGGAUGAGAAGCUGAGGAAUUUACUGUAUCAAGAAUACGCCCCCAUGUACCCAUCUGGGAGCGCUGCUGAGACUCCAGGAUCCGGCACGGAGUAUAUCCAGUCGCCAUCGGGACCAGAGAGUGCAGUGGGAGGGUCGGGAAACAGCACACCCAGUCUUAUGGGAGAGGGACGAUUUAGAGCAGGAGAACAGCUGCCACAGAUACCUGAGCGUGUGGACAGUUUAAGUGCUCUCAGUGACUCUGCUGUUGGAGUUACUGUGUCAAGAAGACAUGUGAUGCCACACUCCACAUCCUGCUCUGGAUCCAGAAGUCGAUUUAAAAUGAUGCCGGGCACCAUAGACAUUCUGUCGGGUCAAGGGCAUAAACAGCGUAGCUUGAGCAGCACAGCGUCUCCAGCGCACCCUGGAGGCUAUUUGGGAGAAUGCGCCAUGUACGAAGAGCCAGAGAUUUCAGCCACCACCGUCGGGCGUUUCUCAGUGGUGAGCACAGAGGACGAGGUGACACGCAGGAAACAGAGCAGCAGAUAUUCCGCCCCACCUGACUUUUAUUUAGACGCCCCACCUCCCCUGACCAAAAGAGACUCCCUGCCGAGGGCACAGACCUCGAUCUCAGCCGACGUCACCGUUCACGCCCGCUUCAUGUCAUCUGACUCUGGGGCCGACAGCAGCCCUGCCAAAAUGGCACCCACGACGCCCUCCCGCCAUGGACGAUCCGAAAGGAGAGGAAGUGACCUCAUGAAAAGAGCAGUGGCGUUUCUGAGACGCUCGGGACGCAGUAGCAGCGUGCAGAGCUCUGAUUCGCCGAGCAGAAAGGGGGGCGUGUACGGAUCCUACGUCAGCAGUGACAAUGACUCGGAAAUGGAGGAUUCAGACGUAAAGAGGGAAGUUCAGAGACUGAGAGAAAAGCAUAUGAAGGAGGUUUCAGAACUGGAGGCACACCAAAGAGAAGAAAUUGAGCUGCUGUAUAUCAGACUGGGAAAACCACCACCGCCAGGUCUUUACAUCUCGUCCACAGCGCCCCCUCCUGGACGCAAACGCAGAACCAGCAAGCACAAACUGAAAGCUGGCAAACUGCUCAGUCCGCUUGUACAACAGCUGAGAAACGUGGCAUCUAAAACCAGCGAUGGCAGCAAAACCAAUGAUUUAACAAAAACUGCCGAAGCUUCCCUGAGCCUGAAUGGUUCUCCCGCCAAAGCUCCUAAUGUAUGUGACGGCCGGGGUCAUACCGGGACGGGGACUCUGCCCUCUUCUGUAUCCGAGCCGGUUCAGACCCAACAGCCCUGCUCUCUGAAAGGAUCUCUGUCCUCUGACAACAUCUACUCCGGUCCGCAGGGUGAAGGGUCGAGGCCACGCUGCCUGCCCGCUCAAGUAUCCACGAGCCAUCACUGAACCCACUGAACCCUCUCCACACCCUCCACCUCGUCCGGUGCGGCCGGCGUCCAGUCCGGUGCGGUGCGGCCGGCGUCCAGUCCGGUGCAGCCGGCGUCCAGUCCGGUGCGGCCGGCGUCCAGUCCGGUGCGGCCGGCACCCAGUCCGGUGCAGCCGGCACCCAGUCUGGUGCAGCCGGCUUCCCAGCCGGUGAUCCAGCCGGCUUACCAGCCGGUGAUCCAGCCGGUGAUCCAGCCGGCGUCCAGUCCGGUGCAGCCGGCGUCCAGUCCGGUGUCCAGUCCGGUUUCCAGUCCAGUGUCCAGUCCGGUGCAGCCGGGAUCCAGCCCGGUGCAGCCGAGAUCCAGUCCGGUGUCCAGUCCUAUGUCCGUUCCGGUGUCCGUUCCGGUGUCCAGUCCGGUGUCCAGUCCGGUGUCCUGUCCUGUCCAGCCGGUGCAGCAGCCGGCCUUCCAGCCGGUGCAGCAGCCGGUCUUUCAGCCAGUCUUUCAGCCAGCCUUCCAGCUGGCGUCAAGCCCUGUCCAGCCGGCCUUUCAGCCGGCCUUCCAGCCGGUGACUCUGCCGGCCUUCCAGCCGGCGCCUAACCUUGUCCCCCCCAGGACUUCCCCCCCUAAGUCCCCCAGGACUCCGCGCCCUCGAGCGCAGCCGGGGAUUAAGACUGUCCCACCCUGUCCUAACCCUUUUGGACUGCCCCCCAUGAACCCUUGUCUGUCCCCACCCCCCCUCCCAUGUCUGUUGUUUUUGUUGUCUCACCCCAGCCCCGUUAUCAUUUUGUCAUGUUUACCGUUGGUUAUGUUGUCUAUAUGUAUUUGGAUCGUGUCUGUCACCCAGUCUGUCAGGUCUUGUUUGUCAACCCCUUGGUGAACACCUGGGGGUGUUCAUUAAGGGGGGGGGCUCUGUCACGGUCCUGCCCUCUUGUUUCUGAGUUUCUAGUCGUGUGGCAGGAUCGGGACAGAGCCCUUAGGUUUUAUGUGAGAAAGCCAUGAGUUGUUUAUGUUUUUACUUCUCAUGUGCUUUCUCGUGUCUCGUCAUUGGCCCCGCUCCUCUCGUUUCCUGUAUUGCUUCCCUGCCGUGUCUUAUGUUUCUCACCUGCCCUGUGUAAUUAUCCCUCGUUUGUCUUUCCUAUAAAUGCCCUCAUGUUUCUUUGUCCUGUGCUCGUGGAUUGCAUUGUAUUCCUGUACGUGUCCCGUGUGCCUUGUAGCUUGUACCUUGUGCUUGUGAGUAUUUACCUUGUCUUGUUGGCUUUUGGUUUUCCUUCCCCUGCCCCUAGACGUUGUGUCGUGUUUUGUUUUGUUUCGCCCCACCGAGGGAAGUGUUUUGUUUCUAGUUUUUGUAUUUUAGUUCGUUCCUGUUGUUGACACCCCCUCGUGGGUAUUUCCUUUGUUUGUUUAUUGUAAAGAAUAAAAUAUUUCUGUUAACCCCUUCACCACCACCUCCCUGCACUUGGGUUCUUCCACGCCGAUCGUGACAUUAUAUUUAUAUUUUUACUUAUACUAACGAUUUAAUACUUUUAAUAAUUAAUUUAUGAAAAUAAUUAUAUUCAUUUUACAUGU